GGGUGACAUGAGAUGAGAUGACAGUAAAGAAAGUUGUGAUCACUUGCGUUCCGUCAAGGUUGUUUCAAUAGGAAAUGUAAAUUCGCAGUUCUUUAAAUUAGUAAAUGUUUUAAAUUCAAAUAAUCCAGUGUCUUUAACCCAGUUAAAUAAGGCUUAAUUAUGUCGAAGAUUUACAGAGCACUUGUAACCUCUGCUGACAGAUUUGUGCCCUCUAAAUUGCGGCCACUUUGGGAACACGAAGCUGGUAAAAUGGGUGUGUUUCAUUGUCACGUCCCCCACUUUCAGGGUUUGGUGUUGGCUGGUUUGGGUGACUUGAAACGGCCUGUCGAGACCUUGUCCAUACCCCAGUCCGUGUCACUAGCGGCUACUGGUAUCAUCUGGUCACGUUAUUCUUUAGUUAUCAUCCCUAAGAAUUAUAGUUUAUUUGCGGUAAAUGUAUUUGUAGCCAUAACGAGUUUGUAUCAAAUAAGCAGAGCAUUUAAAUAUCAGCAAUCAUUAAAAGCUAAACAAACCAAGGAGAAGUAAAUCUGCGUUUAUGAGAAUAUGCUGUUCUGUUAAAAUUUAUUAACAGCGUUUUUAAUAAAAGGGUUUAAAAAUAAAAUAUUAUAAAAGUAGGUAACAUACAUGACAAUAGAAUCAGAUAAAUACCAACAUACUAUUUUACUUAGUUCAAAAAACAGGCUUUGCUAUGACAUACUACAAACUCGAAACGUUAUGUUUAUACGUUUCUUCAGAAUUUUACACCAUACAAAUCACAAUAAAAUAAUGUACUUUGAAAUAAUAAAUGGUGCAAGAGUGGUGCGAUAGCGAAUUGCAUACGAUUUUCUACUUAUAAAAGUAUUUUACUAUAUCAAUGACAAUAACCGAAACAAAGCAUAAGUGUGAAUAAAAAAUAUUAAUCGAAUGGAACGUAAACUGGUCCUUUGUUAAAUUAUGACCAAAAUAGUUUUCUUUCUGUACAGAAAUUAUUCUUUCAUGGGGUUUGUAGAUUUUUGUAGCUUAGUUUAAAUCAAUCUCAGAGGGUAAAUAAGUCAUAUAUUUAUUAUUAAUUAAGAAAAUAAAUACGAAAAGUAGAAUUGUGUUGUGUAGAGCUUUCUUUUUAAUUAUUGCGAAUAUUGAUAAUUUUUGUUUUUAUAGCACAAGUUCCAAGAAUUAAAUGGUACGUAAUAAACGUUGGUGCUUCAUAAAGCCUUAUACGUUAUAGCUUUUUGGCUAUUCCAUGUGAUAUUAGAUAUUUCUAUGCACAUUCAUAAUUGCAAAAAUGUAAAAACAUGAUUUUUGUAGGUAUUUACAAGGAAUAAUAAUUUCCAUAUGAUGUGAUAAAAAUUGUUAACAUUUUUUGUUACACUUGUAUUAUGUUUAUAUUUAUUUUGUUAUCAUGUUUUAUUAAUAAAAUAAUGUGAUAUCAUUUUUCAUUCCUGUUUGUAUAAGAACGAAAAACUUUCACCAUUUUCAAAUCUUUGAUACUUGGAUAUAUACUUGUCAAGUGUAUAUGUCAUACACAUAGGGAAAUUUAAUGUUUUGUGAAAAUGUUAUUUAUUUUUGUAUCAUGUUUACUAAUUAAAAAUAUACUUAUUGUUUAUCUG
Diatraea saccharalis (sugarcane borer) is the source of this 1586-nucleotide messenger RNA. Lineage: Eukaryota; Metazoa; Arthropoda; Insecta; Lepidoptera; Crambidae. The record is from the annotation of a GenBank genome assembly.